Clonostachys byssicola is the source of this 201-nucleotide messenger RNA. Lineage: Eukaryota; Fungi; Ascomycota; Sordariomycetes; Hypocreales; Bionectriaceae. The record is from the annotation of a GenBank genome assembly.
AUGGACGCAUCUGCUCUCCCGCCGCUGCCGCUCCUAUUCAUGCUCAUGCUCACGAGCGGCGGCGACUUGGGAUCUAAGUGCCUGGAAGAUCUUUUGCCCUCCAGAAAUAGCACGCGAGGUCUCGUUCCAGACAUGGACCCAGCUGGCAAUAAAAGGCCCGUGUACGGCGGGUCAGUUGCAGAUCCAUCACCCAAAGCAUGA